AUGGGUGGAUCUGAAACAGGAGGCAGUAAAAGACAUGCUAACCAAUACCAAUUUGAGCGCAACCAGAUAGUUAAGAAGGCGAAGAGCACUACCGAAACAGAGUUGAUUCAGAUUCGAAAGGUGUAUGAAACUGACUCGUCAUCUUCAGAUGAGUUGUUUAACGGAGACCAUUCAGAUGAAGGCAACAUACAGAACGAUAUUUCUGGUGGCGAAAUCUCUUUAGAAAGCUCAUCAUCAGAUAUCUCUGGUAGAAGUACACCCAUACAUGAGCCAACCACUAUAUCAACAACAUCUGAACAGCAGCAUGGAGUAGCAACCAAGUUGAAGACCACGAUAACAACAGCGACUAUUAAUGAUGACGAUUUCAAUGUUUUGAAGAGACAAGUAAUAUCUCAGUUGAACGGAAGAUCCAAGUUUCCCAACCUUCAUAAAUCGUCGUUGGCUAAUCAUUAUCAUGAGAUCACUAAGAUGUUUGAAUAUUGUGUUGAAGGAGGAGAAGGCCACUCAUUACUCUUGAUAGGACCUCGAGCCAGUGGUAAGUCAUGUAUUGUGGAUGCUGCCUUAGAGCUGUUAGCAGACGGACACGUUGGGAACUCAUUUAUCACUGUUCGUUUGAAUGCAUACAUGCAUGGAGAUGACCGCGUAGCCCUCAGGGAAAUAGCCAGGCAGUUGGAUCAGAACUAUGAAAUAGAAGGGGGUUUCGAAAGAUGGUCAACUAGUGAAACAUUCACCAAUAUAUUAAAAAUCUUGGAAACCAACAUAUUUAAAACAGAGCAACAAGAAGAAGCACAAGAGGAACUUGAAACUAACAAAGAAUAUGAAGAAGACCUUCAAAUGUCCAUAAUAUUCAUUAUUGAUGAGUUUGAGAAAUUCACCAAUAACAGUAAACAAACUUUACUCUACAAUUUGUUUGAUAUGUCCCAAUAUUCCGCUACACCCAUAUGUGUGGUUGGGAUGUCGACCAAAGUCACCACCCGAGAAAUGUUGGAGAAGCGGGUGAAAUCAAGGUUUUCGCAAAGAGUAAUUUCUAUUAACAAACCAUCUACAAUUGAAGAGUUCUGGCAAGAUUUCAAGUUGAACUUGAUAGUUAGUGAAGAAUUGGUGCAGCAUAGAUUGAAGGAUAUCGCCAAUGUGUACAAAUGGAACAAACAAAUAGAAGAUCUUUAUGAAACGUCCAACUCCCCAUUGAAGAAAUUGGUGCUAGAAAAUUAUUUCACAGUGAAAAAUUUCAAACAUCUUGCCAAUGCCUGUCUACCAGCAAUUGUUGGGUGUCAUGACUUUAAAGAUUUGCAUAAGUUUGAGAACUUCACGUUAUAUCAAAAGGUGAAUGACAAUAAUAACAUUCAGAAUAUUAUUGGGUCACUUUCUUAUCUUGAAACGUUAUUGGUUAUAGCAGCUGCUCGAUGGGUUGCCAAAUCAGAGAUUCCUAUCAUUAAUUUCAAUUUAGCAUAUGCGGAAUACCAGGCAAUGAUUAAAUCAUUAAACCUUCAAAACUCAUCUGCAGCAAGUUCAAAUCUUUCCGCUAUCGAUUCCACGAUUCUUGCCUCUAUAAAGGUCAAUCAAAAGAUUUGGUCACCUGUCGUACUACGGAACAGUUGGGAAACCUUAUACAAAUGUGGUAUUUUGCUUGACAGUGCAGGUGUUACUACCAAUAGUGAAGGGAAUAUUAUUACAAACGUGAAUAAAAAUAAAAGUUACACAGUUGAAGAGAACAAAAUGAUUCAAUUGGAUGUCACAUUGCAAGAGUUGAACUCGAUAUUUGACUCCUCCAGCAUAUUUAAUAGAUUCACCAAGUUAUAG
This is a messenger RNA of Lizanozyma spartinae, 1800 nucleotides long. RefSeq names its product origin recognition complex subunit 4 (gene ORC4). The transcript has a single exon. Gene Ontology annotation, cellular component: nuclear origin of replication recognition complex; nucleus. The record is from RefSeq and is a predicted model, not a curated record. Gene Ontology annotation, biological process: DNA replication; DNA replication initiation. NCBI's taxonomy places the organism in Eukaryota, Fungi, Ascomycota, Pichiomycetes, Serinales, Debaryomycetaceae. Gene Ontology annotation, molecular function: DNA replication origin binding. Bases 1 to 1800 code for a protein of 599 amino acids.